This is a messenger RNA of Ceraceosorus guamensis, 1995 nucleotides long. Its product is annotated as Calcipressin-domain-containing protein. NCBI's taxonomy places the organism in Eukaryota, Fungi, Basidiomycota, Exobasidiomycetes, Ceraceosorales, Ceraceosoraceae. Gene Ontology annotation, biological process: chloride transport; calcium-mediated signaling; spliceosomal snRNP assembly. Gene Ontology annotation, cellular component: cytosol; cytoplasm; plasma membrane. The transcript is spliced from 5 exons. The coding region runs from base 201 to 1847 and encodes 548 amino acids. The record is from RefSeq and is a predicted model, not a curated record. Gene Ontology annotation, molecular function: calcium-dependent protein serine/threonine phosphatase regulator activity.
CUUGACGGUAGGUACCUACUUGAUUGAGAUUCACGCACGACUGCCUGACCCUUCUCAAGCUCGCGUAAUCGAUCAGCAAGAUCUUUCGCCUCGAUCACAACCUAUCACAACAGCAUUAGAGUGCCAUCCAUCGCCUCUGACCUACGACUACUCACGACCGGGGCUAGCUUCCGAAAGGCCUCGCGCCGCAAUCCAGCAAGAUGCCCUUCAAGCCUAUCAGCAGUCCUCCAUUCACCAUCACUCCAGCCGAGCACGAGACGCAUCAACAAUCCACACCUUCAUCUUUCGGAGAGGUGCACGUCAGACCUCCAGUACUGAGGACGUAUCUCGAAAAUGUCAGGUGCAGGAUCAAGCCUGCUCCUACGGACUUACACGCUACCGCCGGCGACACCUACGAGCAGGUCGGCACGCUUUGGGUCACAGACGAAUCCCUCUCCUUCCUGACCGCUUCCUCUAUCGGUUGGACGCUCGACUACCCCACCUUGUCGCUGCAUGCCGUCUCACGCACUCUGCCUGAUGGAUUUCAGAGCGACGAGAGCGAAGAGGCAGGAUGUGUAUACUGUCAGACGGACGACGGUCUAGACGAGCAAGACGAUGCGGAAGGCGAAGAGGAAGAAGGUCUGCGCGAAAUGUGGUUGUUGCCACCUGACCAGUCUCAGCUCGAGCCACUCUUCGCAAGCCUGUCACGCGCUGCAUCACUGCAUCCAUCAGUCCUCGAUGGAGGCGAAAGCUCGCAUCCGUUUGCUUCGCUGGGCGCUUUCGGCACAGGAUUGGCAAAUGGUGGAGAUUCUAGCGAUUUUGACGACGCAGAGGAGGAGGAGGAAGAUGGCGGCGUUGAGCUCAACGAUGGCGGAAGAAGGACACUCGAACGGUUGAAUGCGCUCUUGGAAGGUGAUCAGGCAGACCCUGAGACGAAUCGCGCGACUCGCAAUCAAGCAUCCACCAGCAAAACAGUCUUGCCGACCAAUUCUCUCAAUUUGACUGGCCUGCCAGAAGUUUUCUUCCAAGAGCCAUCGCUAGUGAGCGGACUGUUGGAUCUUCUCCAUGUAUGCGGUUCUCUGGCUUCUUGGCACCCUCUGCCGUCAUUCGAAAGAGCAAUCGUGGUUUUCGAAGAGUCUGCGGGUGCUGCUCGAGCGAAAGACGUUGUUGACGGUCUGGUGCUGCAAUUCGAGCAAGAUGGCAAAGAGGCCGAUGCGAACGUGGAUGCCGAGCGCUUGUUCGCGAGGCGUACAAAAGGCGUGCCUGCCAUCAGGGCCUACUUUGGACCUCAGACACCCCUGUCUUACGAAGAAGCUUCCAAGCAUCUAGGCGUGCCCAUGACGGAUCGCAACUUUCUCAUCUCUCCACCAGGCUCGCCACCGGUAGGAUGGGAGCCGAUCGUGGAGGAUCCACCGAAUAGGGAUACAUUGGCCGAUGAUCUGAUCCGAGCUUUGGGGGCGUUGAGGGACUCGGGCGCCAAUGUUGCUCAGGGCGGCACGAGCGAGAUGGUCGAAGGGCAAGGUGAUGCUGAAAGUGUGUUGACCACGACGGUCUUGGAACCUAGCAAAGCUCCUGCACCUCCCAGGCAUCCACUGGCUCCGCACAAUGCAGCUAUGCAAGGCGAUGAGCAUGGCAUCAUCUCGGUUCCCGGAGUAGUGGUGGAAGAGGUGCAUUCGAGACCUAGUCCAAAUGGCCAAGGAACUCCCUCGACGGCUCAUCCUCAUAGCAUCACGAGCGUCAAGGCCACAAUCGAAAGUAUGAAAGGUAGCCCUUCUCCGGGUCUAGGGGGCGCACUGGCUGCCGGAGGAGGAGGAGGAGGAGCGCGCAUCACACCCACCGGCAGACCGCCCCUUGCGCGCGAUGAGUAAGGGCACACGACACCGAGACGAGACACUAAAGCACAGCUAUCAUCAAUGGGACACUUUCGCAUUUUCCAAAUUCACAUUUAUCGCGACGGCCGAGAAGUUGGCGAGGCUCGUCGAGCUUCGUCGGCCGCAUCGACAUCCGAGCCAGCUU